This is a messenger RNA of Cuculus canorus (common cuckoo), 883 nucleotides long. It is a transcript of the gene ARPC4, whose product is annotated as actin related protein 2/3 complex subunit 4. Lineage: Eukaryota; Metazoa; Chordata; Aves; Cuculiformes; Cuculidae. The record is from RefSeq and is a predicted model, not a curated record. Gene Ontology annotation, molecular function: actin filament binding. The transcript has 6 exons. Gene Ontology annotation, cellular component: Arp2/3 protein complex; actin cytoskeleton. Bases 159 to 665 code for a protein of 168 amino acids. Gene Ontology annotation, biological process: actin filament polymerization; Arp2/3 complex-mediated actin nucleation.
CCCAAUUCGGGACGGAGAGAGGCCGCUCCGCCGCCGCUUGGGCCGUGAACAAAGAGUGGGUCCUCCCGCCGCCCCCCUCCCGGCGCAGUGGGAGAUCCCACCCAUCACGGAACGGAGGACCGGCCACUUCCGCCUGCCGGGACCGGAGCGCAGCCACCAUGACCGCCACUCUGCGCCCGUACCUGAACGCGGUGCGCGCUACGCUGCAGGCCGCGCUGUGCCUUGAGAACUUCUCCUCGCAGGUGGUGGAGCGGCACAACAAGCCUGAGGUGGAAGUCAGGAGCAGCAAGGAGCUGCUGUUGCAGCCGGUGAUCAUCAGCAGAAAUGAGAAGGAGAAGGUCCUCAUCGAGGGCUCCAUUAACUCAGUGCGUGUCAGCAUUGCAGUAAAACAGGCCGAUGAGAUCGAGAAGAUCUUGUGCCACAAAUUCAUGCGCUUCAUGAUGAUGAGAGCCGAAAACUUCUUCAUCCUGCGCAGGAAGCCCGUGGAGGGCUACGACAUCAGCUUCUUGAUCACAAAUUUCCACACGGAGCAGAUGUACAAGCACAAGCUGGUGGACUUUGUCAUCCACUUCAUGGAGGAGAUUGACAAGGAAAUCAGCGAGAUGAAGCUCUCUGUCAAUGCUAGGGCCCGCAUCGUGGCAGAGGAGUUCCUCAAGAAUUUUUAGGCCGUGGCGCAGGACUCCGUGGCUCCCCGACGCUUGUGCCCGCCGGGCACCGUGCCUGCUCCCACUCCCGCCGUGAGUGGCUGGGCCUUGCCUGCCCCUCGCCGUGCCGGGCGGCCGUGCCGGGAGCAGCCGCCGCUUUGUGGCAGAGCGGCCCCGGUCGCUGCCGCUGUUGUGUCUCGUUUUUUAAACGGUCUCGUUUGCUGUAACCUCUGUCUCCU